Messenger RNA from Nicotiana tabacum (common tobacco), 453 nucleotides. The record is from RefSeq and is a predicted model, not a curated record. NCBI's taxonomy places the organism in Eukaryota, Viridiplantae, Streptophyta, Magnoliopsida, Solanales, Solanaceae.
AUGGCUUAUAGUAAUUUCGAAGAAUUCCGAGCACCUUUGAAGUAUUUCAAGUGUUUAAAGAAAUUGAUAUUCAGCUAUUGUGAGAACCUCAAGAUAUCUCCCAAGUUUGCUGGUUUACAUCUUCUUGAGGAAUUAUCCUUUAGUGGUUGUCUAAAUUUGAUGGGGUUAGACUCAACAAUUGGAGAUUUGGAGAGACUUUGUAGUCUCAAUUUGACAUCUUGUUGUAACAUAUGGAAACUUCCAGAUAGAAUCUGUGAUUUAAAAUCACUUGAAAUCCUGAUCCUCGACGGUUGCUCAAAACUGAAAGAAUUGCCUGAUGAUUUGGGCAAGUUGGAAUGUCUAAGAGAAGUGCAUGCCGCGGCCACAGCUCUCACAUUCAAAGAACUUGGAGAUGCUAUUGCUAUGACAAGACUACUAGCUUAUUGUUGGGUGUGUGAACGAAGUCCCACAUGA